AUGUGCUGCACCCUCAGCUCUCCUGAAAGGGAGAGUAGCCACAUUUUUACAAAGGCGAGAAGAGAGCACCUAGUUGGUCCGGAGCCGCUUCGGCAAGAGCUUGCUUUCGCAAUUGGCACAAACAAGGGUGAGAACAUGGGUCGAGCUUCCCUGAAGACGAUGCUGAAAACCAACUCUUCCUCGCCAGACGUCUUUAUGACUGUAAAGCCGGUACCACACCUGCGCAACAUCCGGGAAGUCCAUGGAGAAUACUCGGACGGGCUUCUUCACUCACUUGCUGCUGACUUCUGCACUGCCGAAGGCGGAGUCCGUGAGCCACCGGCAAGCUCUCCUACCAGUCUGCCAAUGGGUCAACGACACUGUGAAGAGGAUGAUAUUAAUAAUGCAGCGGACGGCUGUGAAGGAGGUCUUUUAACGGCGAAAGCUGUCUCCUCUUGGUUUGGAAACGGGGGCUGGCCGAGACAUAUUCUGCCUCGACCCGCAAAAGCUAGAGAUAUAUAUAAACUUACACAGGCUGUGUCUAAUUGGCAAUCCAGCCUUCUUUCAACUUUGCCCAAGCAUCGAAUCACCGCAUAUUAUCCACACACAUCGUCGAAAGUUCCACGUCAGGGGUUUGCCUGGUCGCGGCUGGGUCGAUGGCAUGGCUGGUGCUGCUGCUGCUGCUCGUGGUGUCAUAUCCUCAGAAACUCCCCCAGCUCGCCCCUGCCCGCCGCCUUUCCGCUCGGAUCGCUGCUCUCUUCCUGGAAACACACUGUUGAGCCACGCCUGGCGCCCUUAUCUGCCACAUUUUACAACUCAAUUAAAUCAAAAGGCUUGAGCAUUGGCGUGACCCUCAGCCUAGCAAUUCGUGCCCCAGACAGGCUUUUUCCCUGCCGUUUGGUUGAUGGUAACUUUCAACCCAGAACAGGGUCUCGUCUGAUUGAACCAAACAACCAGGACUCGCGUACGAUCGAAUCAAGGCAAUUAUCCGAUCAACGGUACACUAAAAGCCUUCCUUCAUGUAUCAAGUGGCCUAUGAAUCACCAACUCCCAGACACCAGGAAGUCUGCCGGCCCAAAUUGCUCAAUCAAAUCCGUCAAUCUUAACCUUGACCCUGACUACCACACAUCAUCCAACUCUUCCUGCGUGCCCGCUCCCUGCGUUCCUCUUCCCCUGCUCCGAUUCUGCUCGACCUGUCCAAUAUUAAUUCAGAUAAAAAAAAUAAAUAAAGAGAAGUGAGAAAAAUAAAAAGGAAUAAAAGAAAUAAAAAAGAAAGGGAACAAGAGCUGUGGUUACGGAAGAGUGGCGCGCGUUUUGACCUCAGAUCCUCCAACCCCCUCGAACCAUCGAACCACAUCCGUCUCCCUUCGUCCUCUCCUUCCUCGACGUCGAUCGUGCCGCUGCAGCGGAGUCCUCUGGUUUCGUUCUUAACCUCUCAAGACUCCAAACGACCUACAUUGCGUGUUGCGCGAGAUUGUCGGAUAUCUGCAGUUCGCGGCCUCCUUGCGAGGAUCGCGCUCACCCUGCGAAGCCUUUUCUAUUGGACGCGAGGACUCGGCAAUUCAACCUUUGAUUUGUUGUCAACCGGACUGCGGGAGAAAUGAGUAACAGCACGGGCCAGUCGAGGCAAACCGCGCCGCUGUAUGAGAACGGACUCCAGCGCAACUC
Messenger RNA from Coccidioides immitis RS, 1647 nucleotides. RefSeq lists its product as uncharacterized. NCBI's taxonomy places the organism in Eukaryota, Fungi, Ascomycota, Eurotiomycetes, Onygenales, Onygenaceae. The record is from RefSeq and is a predicted model, not a curated record. Bases 1 to 1218 code for a protein of 405 amino acids. The transcript is spliced from 7 exons.